Megachile rotundata (alfalfa leafcutting bee) is the source of this 3659-nucleotide messenger RNA. It is a transcript of the gene Haspin, whose product is annotated as haspin. The record is from RefSeq and is a predicted model, not a curated record. Gene Ontology annotation, molecular function: ATP binding; histone H3T3 kinase activity. Gene Ontology annotation, biological process: protein phosphorylation; mitotic cell cycle; intracellular signal transduction. Gene Ontology annotation, cellular component: nucleus; cytoplasm. NCBI's taxonomy places the organism in Eukaryota, Metazoa, Arthropoda, Insecta, Hymenoptera, Megachilidae.
AAGUCUGUUUUAUUUUUAUAAAGAAGAAAGCAGACAGUUGAAUAUUAUCAAAAAAGGUAAAAAUGAGUCGCCAAUUCUCUAAACCAAUUCGAACUUAUGAAAGGAAGAAACGUAAUGAUGUAGCAGUAGUAUUUCCUAAUUCACAUACUGAAUCUUACAAUAAGCUUGGUAAUAACAAACGUACUUCGCUAAGAAAAAGGUUAAAUGAAGCUGAGAAAGAAGAAGUAAACGAUAAUUCUUUGUAUUAUGAUCCUUUUGAUACAACAUUUGACAGACUUGCUAAAGCAGCAAGGAUACCACCACCAGUUGCUAAAGUUUCUAAUAAUGAAAGCUCAUACAAUAGCACAGAUAAUAGCUCUAGCUGGCAACUCAAUCAAUCUGGAAAUAAAUCUAUUAAGUUAGAUGAUAACAACAAAGAAUUAAUUUUAAUGCCAGAUGUAAUAUAUAAAAAACGAAAAAUGCAAGUUAUCAAGAAAACAAUCAAGAAAAACCCAUCACGGUCUCAAAAAAAUGUAAAAUUUAAGGUAAAAAAAGAUGAUGCUUGUAAAAGAUAUAUGUUACGCAAAAGAAAAAAGAAUAAUAAGUCAACAUCUAUAGUAUCAAAUACUGAUUCUCUAAAUUUACAUUCAGAAACUGGUUCAGAGAUUGAAAAUUAUAAUGGGAAACAUUCUUCACACAAAAAUAAGAAGAAUACUAGUAAAUUAAACAAACAGUCUACAAAAAAUGUGCAAAUAAAACCAUGUUCUGUAGUUCUACAUAAAUAUAGUAUAACAGAAAAUAAUAAUGAAAUAAAUUCGAUAGGAAGUACUUCAUCUGUAAAUAUAAAAAAUUUAGAAUGCAAUAAUGCAAAGCAUUGUUUUAGUAAGCAAUUAGAUAUAGAUUCAUUUGCAAAAUCAAUUAAUUUUGGGAAAAAAAAUGAGAAAAUAUUCAGUAGUACACCUUAUAGUAGAACAGUAAAAUCUGUUAAUUUAAUUCCUUUGUCACCAAUUCCUAUUGGAUGCUCUAAAAACUUAAAUCAUUCUAUGUCUUGUAGUGACAAUGUUUUAAGUACUGUAGACAAUAAAGAUUUAAUUCCUAAUAGAUCUAAUCAAGCAAAUACACUAGAUAAAAAAUCGAAUGUAUUAGGUAAAUUUAUAUCUGAAAGAGAAUCUGAUUUAUUUUCUACUGGUUUAACAAAUAUAUCUAAUUCUAACAAGUGCAAUAUAAAACCAUUAGAAAAUUCACUGACUAUGUUUAGUUAUACUGAUAACAAUAUUUGCAAUCAAGAAAAGUUUUCAAUAGAACAAAAUAUUUUUACAAAUGAAAUAGAGAAGAAUGAUAUGUCAAAUAAAUCAGUCCAAGAAUGUGUAAUUACAGAUACAAGAAAAACGAAAUGUCAAUUAAACUUUUCUGUUGAUGCAGAUAAAUCUCAUUCUUUAUUUGAUGAUACUAAUGAACACACUGAGAACCAAAUAUAUAGUGAUGUUAUUGUACAUGAUGUAAUAAAAGCAUCUCCCAAUAAUAUAAUGUUAAAUAAGACAAAUACACCAUUGCGUGAAAUUUGUUAUAAUUCUGUUCAGUUAUCUGAAAAACAGAUAAGUAUAACUAAUACUGAUAUGAAGGUAAUAUGUGAUGAAGUUAAAGAAAAAUCAUCUGAGUUAUUACAUUCUUCAAAAUCAGUGAUUUUAGAUGCUUCAUCCGAUAAUGUACAAUUUACAUCAAAGGCAGUUGAAACAGAUGAUAAUGAUGAUAAUAAGGAAAACAUAUUAGAACACGUUGAAAGUUUAGCUGAACCAAAUAUAAAUAAUUCUGUUGUAAAUAAUAAUAGUAUGCAUGAUUGUUAUGUAAUUUUGAAACGGUUACAAGAUCCUAUUAGAGUUUCAACAAGAAAAAAAUCUUAUAGACGGAAUAGUGGUUUAACUAGUAUUCUUGAAGAUUGUAGUAAUAGUACAGAACAGCUGAACUUGAGAAGAAAAAAUGAAUUAAAAAGGAAAGAAACAUUAGCGAGAAAAGAAUUGUUGCCAUUAGAAAAUAUAAUGGAAGAAUCAGUUAUUGAAAAAUCUGUCGAAAUAAUUAAACCUAUUUUCUUGAAGCCUGGUAAAUCUUGGGCAAGAUCUUUAUCAAUUUUGAACAAUAUCCAAAAUUUAUCUAAAUUGGACAAGUUAUCUAUUGGUAAGGGCAAAAAAUGGAGACAUAGUGUACAAGAUGUCUUAAAUAUGCAAAAACAAGGAAUUUUACAAAGUUGCAUAAAAGAAAAUAGUAGUGACAAAGACUUGCAAGUAUGCAAUGAAGAAAGUAAUGAAUCUGAAAGUAUAUUGGAUAAUAGCAAAAGUAGAACUUGUGAUUCUACUAAUUUUGGACAUCUUUCACGAAGAGUAUCGGUCCGUGUCGUUCCAAUACAUAAAACUGUUAAAUCCAUUAGUGAUGUUCCAUUUCUUGAAGUUUAUGGUAUUGUUCCUCUAAAAAAUCAGAGAUAUACCUUAAUAAGUACUUCUGAGAAAUCUUCCGUAUGCAGUAUUCAAAACGACGAUUUCAAUGAUCAAAUUAUUAAAGAGCAUGUUCCUUUAACAGCAAAAGAAGUUAUUUUACAGAGAUGUUCACAAGAAGAUUAUAUACCAUUUUCUUCAUAUUUUACUGAUUCAUACUUAGAAUAUUGUCGAAAGAUUGGAGAAGGUGUGUAUGGAGAAGUAUUUCUUUAUGAACACGGAGAUAAAAAGUCUGUCGUAAAAGUUAUUCCUAUAGAAGGAACUGAAUAUAUAAACGGUGAACCACAGAAAAAGUUUCAUGAAAUAUUGUCAGAAAUUGUAAUUGCAAUGGAAUUACAUAAUUUAAGAUUCAACAAAAUGUAUAAGACUGACGGAUUUGUUGAAGUGAAAAAUAUUAAAUGUAUCAAGGGAAAGUAUCCAGAAAAACUUGUAGCACUUUGGAAUAUGUAUGAUGAAGAAAAACAUUCAGAUAAUGAUUGCCCAUCAAUUUUUAAUGAUGAUCAACUGUAUAUUGUUCUGGAACUUGGACAUGGUGGUCAAGAUUUAGAAGCCUUUGUAUUUCCGACAGCAGAAGAAGCUUAUAUAUUAUUUAUACAGACCUCAUUAGCAUUAGCAGUCGCAGAGAAAGCUGUCGAAUUUGAGCACAGAGAUUUACAUUGGGGAAAUAUAUUAAUAUCUCCUACAAAUGAGUCUCAUGUAUAUUAUAAGCUUGGACGAAAGAAUAUUAAAUUAAUUAGUAAAGGUGUACAGGUGUCUAUUAUAGAUUUCACUCUUUCAAGAGUAACAUAUCAAGGAUGUAGUGUAUUUAAUGAUCUUGCAUUAGAUCCUACACUUUUUACGGCUCAAGGUGAAUACCAGUUUGAAAUAUAUCGCUUGAUGAGAGAUAAAAUUAUGAAUGAUUGGCAGAAAUUCGAACCAUACACAAAUGUUUUAUGGCUUCAUUACACUUUGGAUAAAAUGAUUACAGCAGUUAGAUAUAAAAAGAGGAACGUAAGAUCGCAUAAAAAUGGCAUAAAAAAACUCCAAGAACUAAAAAAUGAAAUUUUAAAAUAUAGCAGUGCCUUCGAUUUUGUAACAAAUUGUGAUCAAAUUGCUAAUUUAGUGUAUAAUGACUCGUAGACUGAGUCUGACAAGUACUAGUAGAAUUAUUAGUACUUCAUUUAUUUAUAAAAAUAAAUGAAUUAUUAGUACUGA